Lemur catta (Ring-tailed lemur) is the source of this 1812-nucleotide messenger RNA. It is a transcript of the gene PIMREG, whose product is annotated as PICALM interacting mitotic regulator. The transcript is spliced from 5 exons. The record is from RefSeq and is a predicted model, not a curated record. Lineage: Eukaryota; Metazoa; Chordata; Mammalia; Primates; Lemuridae. The coding region runs from base 78 to 791 and encodes 237 amino acids.
GCAGCAGCUGUGCUCGGCGCCGGGGCGGCUCCGGGGCGUCGGGGUCUAGUGGGCAGAGAAGACUCUCGGCCAGGCGGAUGGCUUCUCGGUGGCAGGGCAUGAGCGCCUCUGUGCGCCGGAGAUCUCUCCGGAACCGGGAGCAGCUGGAGGACAGCAAGGUGCUGCAGCCUGUGGUCGGUCAUCACGAGACCUCUACCCUGGGCUCCCUGUGCAGACAGUUCCAACGGAGGCUGCCCCUGAGAGCCGUCAACCUCAACCUCAGGGCAGGCCCCUCCUGGAAGCGCCUGGAAACCCCAGAGCAGGGGCAGCAGGGCCUCCAGGCUGCAGCUCGAUCAGCCAAGAGCGCCCUGGGUGCGGUGUCCCAGAGAAUCCAGGAGUCCUGCCAGAGUGGCACCAAGUGGCUGGUGGAAACCCAGGUGAAAGCCAGGAGGAGAAAGAGAGGGGCACAGAAGGACGGCAGCCCCCCAGCUCACAGCCUGAGCCAGAAGAGCACCCGACUGUGUGGAGCCCCCCCUGCCCACUCAGCCAUGGACCCCCGGGAGAGGGAGCAUCACCGCCUCUCUGUCCAGAUGGGCCUGCGUACCCCCCGACUACGGCGGUCAAGGAGGGAGGCUGCCUUCCGGAGCCCCUACUCCUCAGCAGAGCCCCUCUGCUCUCCCAGCGAGUCUGACAGUGACCUAGAGCCUGUGGGGGCAGGAAUUAAGCAUCUCCAGAGGCUGUCCCAAGAGCUAGAUGAAGCCAUCAUGGCUGAAGAGAGCAGCGACAUGACUGACUUUCUUAUUCAUGACUGAGGACAGUGCCCUGCAGGUAAUGCCCUCCUCCUCCUCUUCCUCCUCCUCAUGCAUGAGCACAUAUGUAUGUGUAAGCAUGUUCAAGAAAUGAGUCUUUCCUAGAAACACCCACAGAGCUGAUGGGCACAGCAGAGUAGGAAGUGUACAAGUCUUCUUACGUGUGCAGAGCCAGAGCCGCUAACCUCACUGACCCCAUCAUUAACUGAGCAUGCCAGUGGCCCCUUCCAGUCCCCCAUUUAGUGGCGAAAGCUAUGGUGUCCCCCCUCCCCCUCCCUUGCCAACAGUGAGGGGCACCCAGGGAGCUCUGUCUUGCAGGAGGCAAGCCCUGUCUGACCACCGAGCCCUCACACCCAGGAUGUCUGUGCUGCUCCGUGACUGCCCUGGAGGAAGCCCCCAGGAGUCGUCAGUACCCCUGGGCCACUGCUAACAAGGACCUGACUGACAAGGGGCCCAGAGCGCUCCUGCUCCGGCCACAUCUGGACCCAUCACUGACCGCCUGCCACAGCCUGAGAGUGACUUGGGGAGAUCUUGGAGAGAUGGGGGAAUUGUUUCUACUCCCCAGGGGACUCUCAGGCUUAGAAAUUCAUCCACACUUCAUUCAGUCUUGUGGUUGCCUCAUCUGCAAUGUGAGGCGCAGGCACCAGAAGGUGUUUGGGAGCUCUGAGCCGGGUCCCCAGGAGCAGGGUCUUUGGGGAGCCCGCCAGACUCACCCUCUGUGUCUCCAGGGCCAAGGCUCUUGGGGACCCAGCUCUCAUCUCUGCUUCCCUGAUCAGGGCCUGGAGGAAAGCCCAGGAGACCUUUCCUGGCUUAAGAUCCUGGGCUCCCCGGGGUACCUAUUCAUAUGCUCAGCACAGGGCACCGUGCGUGUGCCGGGAGGGAGGAGUAGCGCUAUUCAAGAGCAAUUUCUGCCCUUUGUAAAUUAUUUAAGACAUCUGCUUUGUCAUUUUAUUAGAAAGAAACCAGUGUGUGACUUUCCUAGAUAACAUUGCUUUUUCAUAAUAAACACUCUUUCUGCAUCUGA